Messenger RNA from Spea bombifrons (plains spadefoot toad), 5657 nucleotides. RefSeq names its product zinc finger MYM-type containing 3 (gene ZMYM3). The transcript has 26 exons. Bases 250 to 4551 code for a protein of 1433 amino acids. Gene Ontology annotation, molecular function: zinc ion binding. The record is from RefSeq and is a predicted model, not a curated record. Lineage: Eukaryota; Metazoa; Chordata; Amphibia; Anura; Pelobatidae.
CAGCCACGCCUCCCCCGCAUCGCCCUCGCGCGCAACCCGCUUCAGGCGAAAGGACGAACCCGCGCUUAAAGGGACCGCAGCGGGCGCGCGCGGGCGUGUGAGAGAGAGCAAUAGAGUGCGCGAGACAGCGGGAAAAGAAAGAGACGGCACGAGACUGCGGCUGCGCAAGAGACUGCAGGAGGAAGACAGCGAGACAGGAGGGGAGUGACUGUAGCCCGUCUGGUGAGGUGUACGCCCUCUCUCCCCUCCAUGGAAACCAAUUCAUUCACCGACGGUUGUCAUAUGUCGUCCACUAAUGAUGACUCGCAAAGUGGAGACCUUCCAACACAUAAUAAGUCUGCACAAUCUGAUUGUACACCCCAGGACAGAAGCUCUACGGAGCCCAUUAAGAUGGAGUGGGAGGAAAACUCAGUUGAUGGGCAAAAAUAUGAUGAUGAUGAUGAUGAUGAUGCAGAACGUCUGGGACCUGAAGAUGGCACAACAGAGGAACAGGACCAUGUAGAAGAUAUGGGAAACUCUAACAACGUAAAAGAGGAAUCCAUGGGUUCUGUAGAAGAGAAGCAUUCCCUAGAAACAAACUCCGUAACUGAGAAUUCACCUGAAGAUUUACCGGCUGGUCAGAAAACAAAUGAUGAUGAUGAUGACGACGAUGUAGAAUUUGUAGAUGCAACAGAUUGUAAAACAGGUUUACAUAGGAGCCUAGGCAGAUCAAAGAGCUCCAAGUCAAAACGCGUGGAAGAAAAUGGUGAUCCCAGCCGGAAGAUUGCUGAAAGUGUCGAAAAGCCAAUUUGGAUAGAUGAUGAUAAAGCAGGAGAGCCUCCUGAGACGCAGGCUGACCCGCCACAAGCAAGCCAAACAGCACAGAGAAGGAUGAGACUACGGCCUUCAUUAAAGCCUCGUACUUCUUCGUCCCAUGGCCUUGACCACGAUUUGGCGCAAGAGAGAGAGACAGACCCAGUGGACAGUCCUUCCAACGCCACUGACACUGACCCUAAACCUUCAACAGGUGAUGACCAUGAUGACAAAGGGACUGUGUCGGAUAAACCCGCAGCGGAGCAAAAACGGAGUGAACGAGCCCGCCGUUCUGAGGCUUUAAAGGCUGAGGGCUUAGCCUCGUCCGAGAGCAUGCAGAUUUCAGAUGAAGACUCUGAUGCUAUGGUGGACGACCCAAACGAUGAGGAUUUUGUACCUUUCCGUUCACGACGUCCAACGCGCAUGUCUCUUCGUAACCCUAUACCACCACGGCCACCAAAGCCAUCGUACACCAAGAUGACUUGUGCCAAUUGUCGCACACCGUUGCAGAAGGGACAGACGGCGUAUCAACGAAAGGGACUGCCUCAACUCUUCUGUUCCUCUUCUUGUCUUACCAUUUUCUCCAAGAAGCCCCUCGGCAAAAAGAUGUGUACCUUCUGUAAAAAGGAUAUGCGUACCUCCAAAGAUUCAGUGGUUGCCCAGACUGGUGCUGGAGGAUCGUUCCAGGAAUUCUGUUCUUCUGCCUGUCUCUCGCUUUUUGAGGCACAGCCAAGAUCCAGUUCUCAGUCCUCUUCUGAUGUCCCCGAUAUCAUAAAGUGUAGCAUCUGUCACAAAAGCGGCGAGAUUCAGCAUGAGGUCAGCAAUGGAAGCGUGGUUCACAGACUGUGCAGCGAUACGUGUUUCACUAAAUUUCGAGCAACCAAAGGUCUAAAAACGAACUGCUGUGACAACUGUGGUAUCUACAUUUACAACAAAGGUUUGCCACUGGAAUAUCUGUUCCACGAGGGACAACAGAAACGCUUCUGUAAUGCAGCCUGUCUGAGCAACUACAAGAAGAAAAACACAAAGGUUUAUCCCUGUAUGUAUUGCAAGACUCUGUGUAAGAACUUUGAAAUGCUUUCCAAUGUGGACAAGAAUGGCCGCAUGGGACUCUUCUGCUCUAUCUGCUGCAUCACCUCACACAAGGUCAAACAGUCUGGACUAACAGGUCCUGCUCGCCCGUGCAGUCUGUGCAGACGCAGCCUUUCUGAGCCAGCUUAUUACAACAAAACAGAACGCGUUCUCUAUCAGUUUUGCAGCCCCAGCUGCUGGACCACAUUCCAACGCACCAGUCCGGAGGGUGGAAUCCACUUGAACUGUCAUUACUGCCACAAUUUAUUCACAGGAAAGCCAGAGAUCUUGGACUGGCAGGACCAUGUGUAUCAGUUCUGCUGCAAGGAUUGCUGUGAGGAUUACAAGCGUCUACAUGGAGUGGUGUCUCAGUGUGAAUACUGCAAACAGGAAAAGCUUCUUCAUGAAAAGAUCCGUUUCUCUGGGGUGGAAAAAAAUUUCUGUAGUGAAGGCUGUGUGCUGCUGUACAAGCAGGACUUUACAAAGAAUCUGGGUCUAUGCUGCAUCACCUGCACAUACUGUUCCCAGACCUGUCAACGAGCAGUCACUGAGGAGCUAGACGGAAGCACGUGGGACUUCUGCAGCGAGGAAUGCAAAAGCAAAUACCUACUUUGGUACUUUAAGGCAGCAAGGUGUCAUGCCUGCAAGCGUCAGGGGAAGUUGGUGGAAACGAUUCAUUGGCGUGGGGAAAUUAAACAUUUCUGCAACCAACAAUGUUUGUUAAGAUUCUACAAUCAACAAAACCAACCCAACCUAGACACUCAGAAAGGACCCGAAAGCCUUUUGCACAGCAAGAAAGGUCAAAAUGCAGGAUCCAAAACUCCAGCAAAUACUCAAGUUAAAGCGGAGACUAACUCGAAUGCCUUACGAAGAACUACAGAGAAAGGUGACUCUAAACAUGGUGGAAGCAUGCAGCCUGUUGCGGGGGAUCAGGAGAUGUCAAGGCCUGCUGAAGCAGGAGAGGACAGAGAUAGAUUGGGUUCGCCAAAAACUCGUACAGCACAAGUCCCUCCUGCCCCUCCUCCCCCACAAAGCCCAUCUGCUCCCCGCAAGAAUAAAGCUGCGAUGUGCAAACCCCUAAUGCAGAAUCGAGGAAUAUCUUGCCGAGUGGAGACUAAAAGCAAGGAUUGUCAGACAGAAGAAGAUUGGAAGCCACAAGUGCUAGUGCUGCCAAUCCCAGUACCCAUAUUUGUGCCAGUGCCCAUGAACUUGUACUCUCAGAAAGUGCCUGUACCCUGCACCAUGCCAUUUCCCGUUCCUGUUCCCAUGCUACUGCCAACUACCUUGGAGAACACGGAUAAAAUAGUGGAAACCAUUGAGGAACUAAAAGUAAAGAUACCAUCCAACCCACUAGAGGCAGAUAUUCUAGCCAUGGCUGAGAUGAUUGCUGAGGCUGAGGAGUUGGAUAAAGCUUCAGACCUAUGUGCAGAGCUUGCCAGUGAUCAGAGUGCCGAGGGCCUACUGGAAGAAUGUGAUCUCUUUGGGCCAACAAGAGAUGAUGUCUUAGCUAUGGCUGUGAAAAUGGCAAAUGUGCUAGAAGAGCCAGGGCAAGACUUGGAGGCAGAUUUCCCUAAACACCCUAUGGAUAUCAAUCAGAGUGUGGAUUUUCUGUUUGACUGUGGUCUGGUGGGGACAGAAGAUGUAUCUGAACAGGAUUCCUCCCGUGUCCUGAGAAAAGGCCCUAAGCGAGUUCUUGUUUCCGAAAGAGAGAGCUGCUCCAGAGACUCUCUAAGCAGCCAGAGGAGUAGCACCACCCUUAGCUUCACAUAUGGGGUCAACGCGUGGAAAUCAUGGGUGCAGAAAAAGUACGAAGGGGGUGAACCAAGCAAGGGUGACGAAAUACGAUUUGGGCCUAAGCCUAUGCGUAUAAAAGAGGACAUCUUGGCUUGCACGGCUGCCGAGUUAAACUAUGGUUUAGCACAGUUUGUGAAGGAAAUUAGGAGACCAAAUGGGGAAAGAUAUGAGCCAGAUAGCAUUUACUACUUGUGUCUGGGCAUCCAGCAGUAUCUCCUGGAAAAUAAUCGAAUGGUAAACAUCUUCACUGAUCUGUACUACCUGACGUUCGUUCAAGAGCUGAAUAAAAUAUUGACAGCUUGGCAUCGGAACCUGACACCAAACAGGCUGAUAUACUCGCGUGUAGAAGAAGAACAUCUCUGGGAUUGUAAGCAGCUGGGUGUCUACUCUCCCUUUGUACUGUUGAACACACUUAUGUUUUUCAAUACCAAGUUCUUUGGGCUGCGGACAGCAGAGGAGCACAUGCAAUUGUCAUUCGCCAAUGUUGUCAGACAUUCUCGCAAGUGCACUACAAACAGAGGAACAGUGAAAAUGGUUAGCGUCCGAUACAGUCCUCCAGCACGACAGAAAAAGGGCAGAGAAAAUACUACGAAACGGAAGCGUGAGGAAGAGCUGCCACCACCAAUGGAGCAGCAUGAAAACAAGAUGAACCCUUUACGGUGUCCUGUCAAGUUCUAUGAGUUUUAUCUAUCAAAAUGCCCUGAAAACCUUCGCAACCGUGCGGAUGUGUUCUACCUACAGCCCGAACGCUCGUGUGUCGCCGAAUCCCCUCUAUGGUACUCUGUUAUACCCAUGGACAAAAGCACGCUUCAAAGUAUGCUGAGCCGUAUCCUGGCCGUGAGGGAGGUAUAUGAAGAUCAAGCAGCGGCUAGUGCUGGCGAGGACACGGACUGACGGGUGGAGAGUGGGCUACCAGGGGAGAAUGAAAUUCUUUAAAUCUUCCUUACCUUUCCACCAUCAAGUGACUUGGUUUGAGACCUCAUAAACUUACAGAUGGAUAGUUGGGAGCAUGUACUGGUGUGGACCUGUAUAACAAAGGCUCAGCCUCUGCAGACAUUGGGACUCUGUCCCUUCUUUGCUGCCUGGAAACGAUGUAUUACAGAGCAUCUUACCACCUUACCCUUUUUCUUCUCCAUUGGUGUAGUAGAGGAAGGGCACAAUACAGGUGUCCUUUAGUGUCCUUGUCUUUUAGACAUGUAAACACAACUUGAAUGUGGCAAUGUCCCUCUCGAGCCAGCCGUUGUACUGAUUUGAGUCAAGGUACCAUCCUGUGCUAUAACCGUGCACAUUCACACUGUUCCCAGCUGCUUCCAUGUGAUGUCAGCUACUCCUUCAUUUCCCAGCUUGUGUGAUGUCACCAUGCACUUGGUGACAUUAUACUUGCCUUUCACGUUUGGUCUUUAUUCAUGCUUUUGUUUCAUGUAUGCAAACUUUCUGGAUAACCAAAUUUUCUUUAUCCCCCCACAUGGCCUUUGCUGCUGGUGUGAGUUAUUCACAUAUUUGUUGCUUGAUAAUAUCACAAGAUUUUUGCACUUCCUGCACUAAUAUAACUUGUCAUUUGAUCCGGGCACCGGCCAGCAGGUGUCCCUGUAUCCUUACACAUUUUCAGAAGGUAAUCUCCCUAUAGAGAAGAACAAGGCUGCUACUGCUGAAUGCUCCCUCCUUGACUAUGGUCAGGAGCUGCAAUCCUUGCUUAUGUGGCCUUGUGUUCUUGGAAUUGAAAUUCUCGGUCCAAGCUCAUUUUAACUCCUAACAGUAAGAUAUCCCUGGUCAGGUCUGAUGAUUAGGCCUCUCAGUGGAAGAUGCUUUUUUUUAUUAUUUUUUUUUUAUACCUAUUCUUUGGUUCUUCUGCUGUCCAAGCAUGUAUAUACUGUUUUUAUGCGUGUGCUCUUCGCGUCUGCCUCAUGUUCACACUUAUUGUGUGCCAGAUCCUGGCAGAGCCAUGUGUGAGGUUACUUUAAUUAAUUGAAAAUAAAACAAAAAAACUUUUAAGUCCUUGA